GAAACAUAAUCAAAAAACUUUGUCACAAGCUGGGAGAAACAUUAUAACAGCUUUGGCACAAACAGAUCCUUGAACGAAAAUAGAGCUUGUUUCACAAAGGAAACCAUGGCAUGCUGCACGGGCCCUGCCACAGCAAGCUCAUCCUUUAUCUCCCACACAAGGUUAUGGGUUCCCAGAACGAGGAAGUCACGGGGUCGAGUCUCAGCGUGCAUCCCAGAGCCUGCAUUCGACCCUAACAGCCCUUUUGUAAAAAAAUUAAGUGACGCAAUUGCCUCUAAUCCGGAAGAAGCCCUAAAACAAAGCCGUUCGGAUAAGAGGCCCCCGCUGCUUCACUUGCUCGACACUCCCGAAGUUGACAAGGAGGCACGGCGGAAGAAGAUUGAUAAUUUUAUUGCAAAUAGCCCUUUGUAUUUCCCUGUCACGUCAACCAGAAGGCCGCCCCCGGAUAUGGCAUCGAUUUUUCUCGACCAAUUCAUCGUGUGCAUUGAUUAUCCGUUGGUUUCACUUAUUGCAGAACUCAUCAUAGCACAGUUGCUUUAUUUGCAAAAUAGGGAUCCAUAUCAUCCAAUUUAUCUGUACAUCAACUCGACAGGAACAUCACGAGAGGAUGGUCAGAAGGUUGCCUUUGAAAGUGAUGGUUUUGCCAUUUAUGAUAUAAUGAAUAGUGUCUUCAAUGAGAUUCGAACAGUGGUCAUGGGACAGGCAGUUGGCCAUGCUUGCUUACUGGCUGCUGCAGGAAAGAAGGGAUGGCGUUAUAUAUUUCCUAAUUCCAUAGUUAGGCUUGAAGAACCAUUUGUGUUUGCAAGUGGACAAUUGCCAGAAGUUGAGGUUGCCAUAAGAGCGAAGCAAGCUGUGUGGGAAAGAAAUCGUACUAUGAAACUUUUUUGUAGGCAUACUGGACAGUCCCAGGAGACAAUUUUAAAAUUAAUGCGUGAAAAAAGAACCUUGUGGGCCAAAGAAGCAAUUGAAUUUGGGAUUAUUGACAAGGUUCUUCUUCGUGAUGGUCAGGAUCCUAUGAUGGCAACAUUUACUAAACGCAGGGAUUAUGGUAAGAAAGAUGCCUCUAAGAAAGAUGCCUUUAAGAGGAUAGGAACUUAUGGUGAAGGAGGAAGGGGCUUGGGUUAACACCUCUUUGGAAGUUGGCUGCAACAUAUUCUUGUAUAUUGGAAUAUACAUAUCCAAUUAAGGCUGGGGUUAAAAUUACUGGAUAGAAAGGGUUGCAGGACUCUUCAAUUUAUUUUUUAGGUAUUAAAUGUCUAAUAUUUACACGAGGAGGAUCAUCUAUCAAUCAGAAGCAAUGAAAUAUAAAAAUUUGGGUUUUCAUA
Molecule: messenger RNA, 1325 nt
Organism: Cryptomeria japonica (Japanese cedar)
Lineage: Eukaryota; Viridiplantae; Streptophyta; Pinopsida; Cupressales; Cupressaceae
Product: ATP-dependent Clp protease proteolytic subunit-related protein 3, chloroplastic
Exons: 9
Coding region: 106-1125 (339 amino acids)
Biological process (GO): protein quality control for misfolded or incompletely synthesized proteins
Cellular component (GO): endopeptidase Clp complex
Molecular function (GO): ATP-dependent peptidase activity; ATPase binding; serine-type endopeptidase activity
Source: RefSeq, a predicted model, not a curated record